Messenger RNA from Xenopus laevis (African clawed frog), 730 nucleotides. RefSeq names its product serine/threonine-protein kinase dst3-like. Bases 67 to 522 code for a protein of 151 amino acids. The record is from RefSeq and is a predicted model, not a curated record. NCBI's taxonomy places the organism in Eukaryota, Metazoa, Chordata, Amphibia, Anura, Pipidae. The transcript has 5 exons.
UGAAAGUUGUAUAUGUCAGCACAUCUGGAUAUGGAAUUGACAAACCAACUUCUGCUUACAAAUUAAAUGUAUAACUCAUGUUUGUCUUAUAUAAUUUCAGUUGAUUUUGGCCUUGCUACUGUGGGAUCCAAAAGUAACAGCACAGCAGGAACCAUCAAUUGGAUGGCACCCGAAGUCUUUGCCUGCAUUGAGGACAGCACAGCACAAUAUGACUUUAAGGCUGAUGUGUGGUCCUUAGGAAUCACUGCAAUAGAAAUGGCAGAAGGCUGUGCACCAUAUAUGGAACUGAGUGAUACAGAGAUUUAUACCAAAAUUAUGCAUGAUCCGUCUCCAGGACUAACAUGGGAAGAAUGGAGUGUUAUAUUCAACAGCUUUGUUGAUCAUUGUCUAUGUAAAGAUCCGUCCAGAAGACCAAGUGCAGAACAACUCCUGUCUCAUCCAUUCAUCACUUACAAUUCGUAUCACAUGGAUGAUGUGAAAAAUAGAAUAGCACAGCACAUACAGAAAGGAGCAAAGAACUAAUACAGCAUUUAGAAAGGAGAGGAUUUUGUAUGAACGGCUACAAGCAGAUCCCAUGAAGCAUUAAUGAAUAAUAUAAUAAGAAGAGUUUCUGAUGUCAAAACUGAAACUUGGCUUCUUCAGUAUGUUCCCAGAAAAGGGAAGGGAAGGAAAGGGAUGGGAACUUGAAGAGCCACAGUAUAUCUAUUGCUGACAAAAAACAGAACUACUA